Molecule: messenger RNA, 860 nt
Organism: Penicilliopsis zonata CBS 506.65
Lineage: Eukaryota; Fungi; Ascomycota; Eurotiomycetes; Eurotiales; Aspergillaceae
Exons: 1
Coding region: 101-793 (230 amino acids)
Biological process (GO): RNA processing
Cellular component (GO): nuclear exosome (RNase complex); cytoplasm
Molecular function (GO): RNA binding
Source: RefSeq, a predicted model, not a curated record
UAAUUUUUGAACAUCAUUAUUAUUCCAGUCCAACUAACCAGUACCACCAUCACGUCACAGAUACCACAAACUCACACCUACUACUAUUCACAAAUCCACAAUGACUCUCGCAAUUCCUGGCCAGCGGCUUGGUCCGACCACAAGCUACACCUCGGGGCCCGGGACGCACAUCCACGAGUCCUCCGUGUACGCCUCGAUCACGGGCACCGUGCAGAUUGAGAAAUCGAAAACGACGCCCAAAUCCACGGUCAGCGUUGCGCGGGGUCCGGUACCUUCGCCUUCGACCUCCGAGACCCCCGCGACGAAAAAAUACAACACACUCCCGAGUGUAGAUUCGACGGUUCUCGCGCGGGUGACCCGCGUGCAGAAACGACAAGUCACGGUCUCGAUCCUGAUCGUCGAGCCUCCAGCCUCAUCGAAGACGUCAAACACAACCUCAAACUUAUCAGACUCCGAACUGGCAGCGUUGUUAUCCACGGCCACGAACCCAGAAAACCACAGUAACAGCGACGACCUGCGCUUUCCGGCCAUCAUCCGGCGGGAGGACGUGCGCGCCGUGGAGAAGGACCGCGUGGUGCUCGAUGAGAUGUUCCGGGUUGGCGACGUGGUGCGCGGGACGGUGAUUUCCAUGGGCGACCAGAGCUUCUAUUACCUCUCGACUGCUAGGAAUGAUUUGGGGGUCGUCAUGGCGCGGAGCGCGAGUGGCAAUAUGAUGUUUCCUGUUAGUUGGAGGGAGAUGAGGGAUCCGGUUACUGGGUUGGCAGAGGAGAGGAAGGUUGCUAGACCGUUUUAAAAGAUGCUAGAUACUAGAUACCCAAAUAACUAAAUAAUCAAAAGUGAAUUACAAAUUGAAUAUCCCU